Molecule: messenger RNA, 1449 nt
Organism: Iphiclides podalirius (scarce swallowtail)
Lineage: Eukaryota; Metazoa; Arthropoda; Insecta; Lepidoptera; Papilionidae
Source: the annotation of a GenBank genome assembly
AUGGCUGAAAAGGUGGAGAUGCAGCCUGAACCAUUGCUGAAUCUUGAUGACUUGUUGCAAUGUCCAGUUUGCUAUGAAAUCCCAACAGGACAAAUAUUCCAAUGUAAUGAAGGACACCAUGUGUGUGGAAGAUGCAAAAUCCGUCUUGAUGUAUGUCCUGUCUGCCGAGCUUUGUUUUUUGGCACACGCAACUAUGCAAUGGAAGAACUCAUUGCAAAUUUUAGAAAAUUACGAGCAUUUAAGCUAAGUAAAACAACCACAGGUUCAGGCUCCUCAGAGAGUAGUACACCAGCUUGUGAUGCAGGGUCAGGAGAAAAUGAAAAUGAUACAGGUGAAGAUGAAGAAAACAAUCCUAAUUUACCAAAUCAAAUCAUAUUGAGGGCACCACAGGCGUGCAAAGGUCUUUUUCGCUGUCUCUGUUGCAAAAAUGGAAAUGCUGAACGACUACCCUCUGCACGUUUAUUGAAUCACCUCCGUUAUUUUCAUUCUCCUGAUCUUAUUGAGGGUCAAUCUGAACAUGGGGAGUAUUUACAAGCUUGGCAAUUUCCUACUGCACCUGGCAGAAUUGUAACUGCUGUCCGUGUAUCUGACAUGGGAAUCUUCUUUUUGAUAAUUGAAAUAAGCAGUGAUAGUGUAUGUGCAUGGUUGACAAUGGCUGCUUCACCCUGGGUGGCUCAUGAAUUCAGUUACACUGUGACAAUUUCUGGCAAUGACCGUGAAGCUAUAUUUUCCGACUGUGUUUGGUCAGUAAGAUCUUGUGAAGGUUCCCUUAAAAAAAGAGGUCAUUGCUUAAUAGUCAAUGGAUUGGACGCCAGAGCACUAACGUCGCCAGUAUCCAUAAGUGGAAAAUUAUCUUUAAGGCGUACGCCCCCGGAUCAAUUGGCACAUCAAACUCAACCCCGUGCUGUGAUGAGAGUUGCCAAUCGUGUUAACAAUCGAGAGAAUGUACUACAAGACUUGCAAGAUAAUGUUGCAAGACUUUCACGUGCUUUUGCCUCCUUAGAAGCCAAUUCUUUAGUGCGUUCUGAAGCAGAGAUUCGCACCAGGAUUGAUGACGAUCCCAGUAUAAAUAAUGACGAUGAACAUACUGCUGUUGCAGAAAAUGUAAAUGAAUCUCUAUCUAUGAAUGACCAAUUAAACAAUGCGGGUCAACCGUUGUCCCGCAAUGCUCGUAGACGUAUGCGGCAAAGACUAAGGGCUGCUUUAAACGCGACACAACCACCAGUCACUCAACCACCGCUGCCCACACCGCAAACACGUGCCCCAAUACCUGUUCCUCAUAGGCACAAUGGCUAUAUUGCAACCAGCAUAACUCAACAAGAUCCAGCGCCAAUCACCCCUCCACUAGUUGCUCAACCUCUAUUAACAAAUGGACCGUCUACAUCCACUGGGAAUUCUCAAAAUGGCAACCAGGGUCGUAAAAAUAAGAAAAAGCGUAACCAACGUAGA